CAGCUAAUUAAACAAAAAAAAAUUAAUUUUAAUUAUAUUUAGUUUAUAAAUUGUUUGAAAUACCAAAAUUUCGUAAUCGUACCUGUGUACCAGGGCUGGGUCGAAACAGAUUUUAAGAGGCAAAAGCGAAAGUCCAAAAAAGGCGAAAAUAAGGCGAAAGACGAAACGGCACAUCCCUGUUGUGUACGAAGUACGAGUUCGACCAAAAAAUUAGACAAUUACGAGGACAAAUAGGCUCGUCUACUUUGUCAAUAAAUUUUUGAGGAAAAAGUAAAAGAAUUAAUUUGAAUCUUUUUCCAAGGUUAGGUGGUUAGCAGGGCGGGUAGGGUUGGGGUUUUCGAACCAGGCCGACGUUCGAGUCAUUCUUUUCGGGCAUCAUUUUUAUCGGGCCAGACCGGUCGAGUCUUUUUCGGGCCAAAAUUCGAGGCCCGGUUCUAUCUUUCGAACCGACCCGGGCCCCCAAGCCUAAGGGCUUGUUUCGCAUUUCGCCUUUUAUUUUUAGAUUUCGUCCAGCCCUGAAAAAUUGAUUUUCUUGGUAUUGCUAAAAUUAUUUUUCGCUGGUAAAUUUUGCGGACUAAAUUUUGCGGACAUUUUUAAAGACAAAAGACCCUAACAAAUGUCUAAUAUUCUAGUUCAUUCGAUAUAUUGACUGGUUGAUACUUCUUGGGAUGAUGUACACUUAUCCUGCAAAAAUGGUUGUCCGCAAGUAUUGUCCGCAAAAAUUUUCAAUUUUUAAAACAAUUUUUUCAUCAAAAUGUUUAAGGUCCUCUAAUUAAAUUAAAUUAUGAAGGCAAUAAUUCAACGAGUUUGUAAAGCUAGUGUUGUUGUUGAACAAGAAACGAUUUCUUCAAUUGGCAGAGGCAUUUGUGUUUUGAUUGGAAUAAGUAGAGAAGAUGGAGAUGAGGAUAUUGAAUAUAUGGUUAGGAAAAUACUAAAUUUGAGAAUUUUUGAAAAUCCAGAAAAUGGGAAGAGGUGGGACAAAUCUGUGGUAGAUUUGGGGUUGGAAGUGCUUUCUGUUAGUCAGUUCACUUUACACGCACUAAUUAAAGGGAAUAAAUUAGACUUUCACCGUUCAAUGAAUCCAGAAGAUGCUCCACAAUUUUAUUUGAAAUAUUUGGAAAAAUUAAAAUCAAAAUAUGUUCCAGAAAAAAUAAAGAUUAAUGGAAGACUUCCCCGAACCAACAAAAAAUCAAACAACCCCAACAACUUCAAGAAAACAUCAUCAUCCUCAUAAUCCGCAUUGUGAGGACCAUUUGGGGGAAUUCCAUAGCCAAUUUUGUGAACAAGAUUUUCAGAGGCAAUUGGAUGCUGUUGGGUGAGUGUAUUUCUUAAUAGAAAAAAUCAGAACAGAAAAAUCAGUAAAAAAUCAGAACAGAAAAAAUCGGAAUAGAAAAACAGAAUAGAAAUCAAAGCAAAAAUCAGAAGCAGAAAAAUCAGAACAAGAAGAAAAUCAGAAUAAAUCAGA
Messenger RNA from Meloidogyne enterolobii, 1465 nucleotides. Lineage: Eukaryota; Metazoa; Nematoda; Chromadorea; Rhabditida; Meloidogynidae. The record is from the annotation of a GenBank genome assembly.